AUGGAGAUAGAACAUCCUACACCCUCAACCCUUGUAGAGGGGGCACAGAAGAAGCGACGACGCACCGAGGCCCAGUUAGCCCGCAAACGCCAGGCAGAUAGGAUUAACCACAAAGCAAAGCGCGAGCAGCAGAAACGACAGAUGGAGAACCUCGAGACACAAGUCACGAAUCUGCAAGAAGCCGUCCAGACGCUCACGGAUCAGGUACGGGUGCUCAAUGAAAGACUCCGAGACCAGACCAAAUAUCUCUCGCGUCUUGAAUGCGCCUCGACACCAAGCACUGCGGCCGACGGGGGCUCACCCAGCACUCUGAACCAGACACGACCGCCCUACCAGGGUCAGGAUAUGCUCCUGCUGUCGGCUGAGAACCUGUCGAUGAAGUUUCCUGGGCCCGCCCUCGGAGAACCCGACAAUAAUGUGCCUGUUGACUGUCGCUGCGGCGUAGACCAUCAGUCCUACUACGAAUGCCUCGAAUAUUCGACUUUUCUGAUUCUCUUUCGAGCUCACCAGGGCCUCAACAAGAGUAUUUCCAAUAGCACACGUCUUCCUCGGACCCCAUCCUUAGUGCAUGUCUUCCGCCCGACUUCUACCGAUAAUCCUGUCAUCCAGAUUUUGGGCUUGGUAUUUAGCCAGGUCCGCCCUGCGAAUGUCCGCACCCUCUUCGCCUGCUAUCUGAUUAUGUAUCGUUUUCUUCGAUGGCGCCUUUGUCCAGACGAAGAAACUCAACGCGACGUUCCAACUUGGCUCUACCCAACUGAGAUCCAGAAAACCGUCCCCCACCCGGUCUGUAUUGAUUUUCUCCCCUGGCCCGGCCUACGAGAUCGCCUGAUUCGAAAUAUUCAACAUAUUCAAGACCCGCGGCAUUCCGUCAUUUUAUACAUGCGCUCAGUUCGAUUUAGUUGGCCUGAAGACCAGGAAUUUGUCUAUACAUCUGAGCAAGGUGAGCUCAUGCCAACCGAGAGCUUCGAGGCGGGGAUAUAUGCGUACGAGAAUUGGCAAGUGUCGCGCGAGUGGGCAGCCACGUUUCCGAAACUGAAAAACGUGGUAAAUAUCGGAGACGAGGAGGCUUGA
Molecule: messenger RNA, 1071 nt
Organism: Aspergillus ochraceoroseus IBT 24754
Lineage: Eukaryota; Fungi; Ascomycota; Eurotiomycetes; Eurotiales; Aspergillaceae
Product: bZIP transcription factor
Exons: 2
Coding region: 1-1071 (356 amino acids)
Source: RefSeq, a predicted model, not a curated record